AUGCCUUUAGUAAGGGGUCAUACAGAAGGUUCAGAGGUAACUACAUCAGAUGAAACCCAGUUAAAGCCAGAUAAUGAAGACAUUUUUCUUCCUUCAGGAGACAGCAAUUCACCUGUAUUGGUCAUACCAAAAAGGCUACAGUGUGAGAACCCUGGUGAAAUAUUUAUCUUAAUAAGAGAUCAAGGCAUAGAGGCUCACAUGAUGGAAGUUGAAUUUAGCUCUAACAAAGAACAAAUCAGAAUACAACCAAGUGUUUGGAGUGAUCAGGUCUUGUACAUGAAGGCCUUGGAUUUUGCAGCUGGAAUUGUAAAUGUUAAAGUCUACUCAGAAGGCAUUAUGAAAUACACAACAGAUAUUGAAUAUUACACAGCAAUGGGGGAAAUUGUGCGCCUUCUUAACAAAGUAACUGAUCCAAUUGCUUUUAUGUGCCAGGCGCUCCAAAUCUCUUCCAAGGAAAAGCUUGAUGAACUGCUCACAUUUUCAUUGAAAAGCAAAAUGGAACCAGGUGGCUACGACUUUUCUGAGAAUGACAAGUCAGACUAUCGAAGAGAUAACCUACACUCAGGUGAUCUUCCUACCCUUCUGCAUUUUGCUGCAAAAUAUGGCCUGACACAACUUGUAUCAUUGCUGAUGAAGUGUCCCGGUGCAGUCCAAGCCUCACAAAUAACAAACAAGAGAGGAGAGAAUCCGAUCAAUCUCGCCAGUUCCUAUGGUUACAAUGAUGUAAAAAAACUUUUGGAAGAACUAUCAGUUAGUGAGGUUUCACCUGAUAAAGAAGAUCAAAGUGUGCCAUUUACUGGAAAAGCACAGGUGUCAUCACCACAGGCAGAGGCCUCCAAGUAUUCACAAGAUGAAGAAGAUGAUGUUUAUAUAAUAAUGACAGAAAAUCCACCUAAGUUCCUCCAGGAGGGUGAAAAGAACUUAAAACAAGAAGGAAAGAAAACAGAAAUACCUGACAUAGAAGAAAUUGAAAGAGAACAGGAUGAAAUGGUAGAAGAGGAGGAGGAGGAGGAUCCGUACAGCAUUGCUGAUUCCGAUGAUGUUUAUGACAUGAUAAUUUCCAGUGAUGUAAAAAGGAAAUCCUCAUUUAUUCCAAACAGGCCUCCAGCCCCAACACCUCGUCCACCACCAGCUACCCCUGUUGGAAUAAAAGAAGUCAACACUCCCUACAUUGCACAAGUGUUCCAGCAGAAGUCUACCCAUCCUCAAGCUGGUAUCGAUAAAUUAUAUACUGCUGUCAGCAAACCAGGUGCAAAACCAACAGAGUAUAGCACAGACUACGAUACAGUUACAUAUCAUGUCGGCUCAGGUCAAGAGGAGCUGAUUUGGUUACAAGAGAAAGUUAAGAUGGGGGAAAUGACAAUGGAUGAGGCUCUGAGCAAAUUUGAAGAAUGGCAAGCUGAGCAAAGGAAGCUGGAUUAUCUUCAGAAGGAUAAAUUGCACCAAUUGAGAUGUUCGAUUAUUGGAGACAGACCAGAGGAAGAUAAACUGUAUGAUAAGCUCAGCAUUGUACACCAUCCAAUUGAUAUCAGAGAAGGAGCAAAAGGGGGCCCUAUAAAAGAAGAAACGAUGCAAAGCAACGCGUAUCGAAGGCAUCUGCCGCCUCACCUUAACCCAGCUGAGCGAGUAUCAGGAAUUUAUGCAAGACCACACAAAUAAAAAAGGUGCUCAGACAGAGGAGUCCUGUGUUCACACUUUAUAUUAUACAGCAUUCAUUAGUUUGGUAUCUGUAACUUAUGUGAUCUGGCAACUUGUUUUUCAUAGUUACUUUUGUCAGAUAUGCUUAUCUUCUUUCUCUGCCAGAAAUAAUAUUAAUUAAUAACUGUGAUGUAGCUCUAGUGUUUGACAAAUUAAGUUCAUUUAUGAUUUGAGAUCCAAAAAGUUGUCCAACAAUAUUCAGUACACUGCUACUAACCACAUGUUUUGAAAAGGAAAAAGUCAAAGCUGCAUAUAAAUGAGUAUAUAAAGAGAAAAAGGAUCAACCAAUUGAUGAUAACAAUAUUUGGUUUAAACAGUUCAUUGGUGUUAUUCUGAAAUUGUAGACCUAUUUAUUAUUUUUUAGGUAAAUCACUUCUAGCAAACAGUGUCACAACUGAGCUACAGGAAUGGAUUUAGUAAAGGGCUGAUACUAAUAAAUGAAGUUUAACAGUUAAUUAUUGUUGCUAACCAAAGCCACUACAUCUUGAAGAUACACCUCAGGGAUAUUGUCUAGUAGGCCACUGUCUGCUCCAUCAGGGAUUUUUUUCUUUCUUUUUUUUUUUUUUGGUCUCCUUAGAUGAUCACAUGUUUACUGGCCUCAAUACCUAGUGUCAAUGUGGGGUCUACCAGCAACUCUCCAACCCCCCCCCCCCUCCCAGACUUGGUCAUCUGAGCCAUAGUCAGGGCUUUAUCUUUCUAUACCACCAGAGUGUCUUAAGGGAUUUUUUUUUAAUCAUUUAAUCAGCAUUUCAUUUACAGUGGAUUUAAAACAAGAGGGAGCAGGUACCAAGCAGUCAUGUUCACCUUGAAUAACUGCUCAUGAUAACACUGUGCUCAGCUCUACUUUGACUCCUGACUGUGCUUAAAAUUGCAACAUGUACAUAUUGUAAAUAACUGCCCUGUAUGCAUUAUGGGUAAAGUUUUGCAUCACUCUGCUUUCCUACAAGAUAACGUUCACCCAUUGAAUAUGAAGUAUUACUAAUCUUUCCAGUAAGUUGUACAAUUUCACUUGACAUAUGAAUUUGUUCUUUGCAUUCUUGGCUCUACACUAAUAUACAUUUUUGUUUAUUUAUUGUGUGUUAUUAACUUUUUAUUGUUUCAAGUAUGUUUCUGCACUAUGAAUAAAUGAUAGACUAGUAACUGCACCAUUACAGGUUCCUACUUCCACACCCACAUUCUAGAGCCUGAUAACCGACUUUCUGAUGCAGACUUGAUGAACGUAUUCUGAAGUUUAUAUUCACUGUCCCAGUGUUCACAUAUUCUACAUAGUACUGCUUUUCUCUGUAACCAAAUCCAGAUGUUAUUCUCAAUAUUUACUGUCUUUUUAGAUUGUUAUCAUGUAUGCAUUUGAAGGCAUUGCUAUUAUUUGUGAAAUUUGCUUAGGAAAUGUUUAUAGAAAUAACUGUUUGAUUAAUGGACACUAUAUAGCUUGCAGAAUCAAAUAAAGAAGGACAAGAAAACAGGAUUUUGAUGCCUAUGUAUACAUACGCUCUAGAAGCAUUUCAGUUAUUGAUCCACAGUGUCAUGAGCUUGCAAACAAGC
Messenger RNA from Protopterus annectens (West African lungfish), 3240 nucleotides. RefSeq names its product B cell scaffold protein with ankyrin repeats 1 (gene BANK1). The coding region runs from base 1 to 1659 and encodes 552 amino acids. Gene Ontology annotation, biological process: negative regulation of phosphatidylinositol 3-kinase/protein kinase B signal transduction; negative regulation of B cell activation; B cell activation. The transcript is spliced from 16 exons. Gene Ontology annotation, molecular function: signaling receptor binding; protein tyrosine kinase binding. The record is from RefSeq and is a predicted model, not a curated record. NCBI's taxonomy places the organism in Eukaryota, Metazoa, Chordata, Ceratodontiformes, Protopteridae.